Molecule: messenger RNA, 714 nt
Organism: Aspergillus luchuensis
Lineage: Eukaryota; Fungi; Ascomycota; Eurotiomycetes; Eurotiales; Aspergillaceae
Exons: 4
Coding region: 1-714 (237 amino acids)
Biological process (GO): nitric oxide biosynthetic process
Molecular function (GO): nitric-oxide synthase activity
Source: RefSeq, a predicted model, not a curated record
AUGCGCUCGCGGUAUCAAGAUCUGGGCCUCUGUGAUCUGCGACAUAUUCAUACAGGCGUCGGUAUGGCCACAGCACUUCUCGAGGAAGCCACUAAGGCCUUCAAUGGUGGUCAGAUUAAGCCGACGGUGUUUGUGUUUCUGCCGACUUCUGUGGAUGGCAGUGGCCCAAUGUUUUGGGACAAGCAAGUGCUGAACUUCGCUGGUUACGAGCUAGAGGACGGCUCUAUUGUAGGUGACCCCAGUAAUGUCAAGUUAACCCAAGACAUCAUUGACUUGGGCUGGGCACCACCACGGCCCAAGACCCCAUGGGAUCUCCUACCCAUUGUUGCCGUGGCGGAAAAUGACGCACCCGCUCUUGUCGAGGUGCCAGACGACCUCCGUCGGCUGUUUGCCAUUCAACAUCCGGACUACCCCGGCUUCAAUGCACUCGGCCUCAGGUGGUACCAAUUCCCAGCUCUAAUUCGACUGGGCUUUGAUAUAGGCGGACUUCAGUACACAGCAACACCGUUUAUUGAAUGGUACAUGGAUGCGGAGAUCGGAGUGAGGAACCUUACCGACACGUUCCGUUUCGACGCCCUGUCCGAGGUGGUCAAUGCCAUUGGGUUUGUCAUCGACGCUUAUCGUGCAAAGCCUGAGUACGCAGACAUACGAGAACUGGAGGAAUCCCAGACUAUGAGCAGCUGCGGUGGCGGAGCCGCGCCCAAACCGAGCUGA